AUGAGUAGCAGUAAACGUAUUUAUCCGAGCGGUGCAAAGAAAAGAAAACUAAAGAGUGAAAUAGAAGCAUCUAUCAAAAAACUAAAUCCAAUAACAUCUUUUUUGAAACCAUACUCAAAUGAAAUUGAAAGUCAAAUUGAAAAUGAUACUCAUACUAAUAAUCUUCAAGAUACUUCAAAUUCUAUCAAAAAUAAUAAUUUAGUCACUGAAGAAUCGAUAGAAGUUUCCAGCACUGUGGCCAGUGGCUCAGAUAUUGCAAGCAAUAAUUAUGAAAAUAUAUCUAUAAUCAAUAAUGAAGAGAAUAAAUUUCAUGUCCCUAACCUCCCAUGGGUAAUUGAUUUGUUGUCGAAGCCGAAUCCAACAGACAAAGGACAUUUUCCUGAAAUUUUAACUGCAGAUCAUAAAAAGUUUGUGAUUUCUAACGGUUCAUGUCGACCUGCAGGGCCUUUUCCUAAGAAUAAGGAAACAAAUUCGCAUUUUUCAUCGUAUUUUUACGAAAUGACCAAUAAAGCUGGAGUUAAAAUUCCUAGAACUUGGUUAUGUUACUCGAUGAUUCUUGAUUGUGCUUAUUGUGAAGCAUGCUGGUUGUUUGCAGAUAGAGGACAACCCAAUUUUCAAUUGACUUGGAUCGAUGGAGUGAGUAACUGGACGAAAUUAAGCAAUAAAAUCAAAUUACACGAAAGCUCAAAGAUUCAUUUUGAUGCAUGUAUUCUGUUUGAAUUAUGGCGAGACAAAAAGAAUAUUAAUAAUUAUCUUGAAGAACAAACAUUAAAAGAAAAUAACUUUUGGAGAAAUGUUUUACACAGGAUUAUAAAUGUAAUUUUAACAUUAUCAACUUGUAACCUUCCUUUUAGAGGCCAUCGAGAAUGUAUAGGAGACAUAGGUCACAACGGUAUCUUUUUAUCAAUAGUGGAAAUGCUUGCAAUUUAUGAUCCAGUUUUAAAAGAACUCAUUUUGAAACCUGAGAACUCGACACGAUACUUGAGUCCACAAAUUCAUAAUGAGUUAAUUGAUUUGUUAUCUAAAACUGUUAAAAAUAAAAUCACUAAUGCCAUUAAAGAAGCACCUUUCUUUUCUAUAAUAAUGGACACAACACAAGACAUCACUAAAGUUGAUCAACUUAGUCAAAUAUUCCGCUACGUACAAAUUGAGAAAGAUCAAACAGGAAAACCAAAGAAGAUUAAUGUCAUAGAAUCGUUUCUGGGUUUUGAAAAAGUGGAUGAUCAAACUGCUGCUGGAUUAGUAUCUAAAAUUAUUACUGGAAUAGAAGCAAAAGGGAUAAAUAUUCAUAAAUGUCGUGGACAAGGAUAUGAUGGUGCGCGAGUUAUGAGUGGGAUUUAUACUGGAGUUCAAAAGAGAAUUCUCGAAAAACAAGAUAACGCUACUUAUGUACACUGCUGUGCUCAUAACUUAAAUUUAGUCCUUAACGAUUCAGUUGAAGGAAUAUCAGAAGUCCGAAACUUUUAUAAUUGGAUUGAGUCCAUAUAUGUCUUCUUUGCUAAUAGUAUCAAAAGGUGGGACUUAUUAUCAUCCUUCUUACAGAAAAAUGAAAAGCAUUCUGCAUUAAAACUUAAACGUCUUUGUCCAACUCGGUGGUCUUCAAGGGAUAAUGCAUUACAAGCUAUUGCUUUUCGAUAUAACGACAUUGUGCAAGCUUUAUCAAAAAUUAUUUUGAUCAGUAAAUCUACGGAAGAACGAAACAGAGCACAGAGUUUGAAAAAAGAAAUGGAGAAAUUUGAAUUUGUUUUUCAAGUGAUUCUGCAUUCCAAAAUAUUGACAACAACAAAUGCGGUUUCGAAAACUCUUUAA
Molecule: messenger RNA, 1809 nt
Organism: Leptopilina heterotoma
Lineage: Eukaryota; Metazoa; Arthropoda; Insecta; Hymenoptera; Figitidae
Product: zinc finger MYM-type protein 1-like
Exons: 1
Coding region: 1-1809 (602 amino acids)
Source: RefSeq, a predicted model, not a curated record